Cydia fagiglandana is the source of this 1206-nucleotide messenger RNA. RefSeq names its product odorant receptor 49b-like. The record is from RefSeq and is a predicted model, not a curated record. Gene Ontology annotation, molecular function: odorant binding; olfactory receptor activity. The transcript is spliced from 9 exons. Gene Ontology annotation, cellular component: plasma membrane. Gene Ontology annotation, biological process: detection of chemical stimulus involved in sensory perception of smell; sensory perception of smell. NCBI's taxonomy places the organism in Eukaryota, Metazoa, Arthropoda, Insecta, Lepidoptera, Tortricidae. The coding region runs from base 1 to 1206 and encodes 401 amino acids.
AUGGAGUCAUCCAAACCGGUAGAUUUUCACCAGCAUGUAAAUUUACAUACAAAAACUUUAAAGUUAUGUGGUGUUUGGUUCUUCAUACCAUACCCUACGACAUCAAUCUGGUUUUGGCUGCACAUUUUGAUUCGGGUGUUGUAUGCCAUCUUUGUUUUUACUAUACCACCAAUAGGACAGAUGGUUUAUGUCGUGAAAUUAUUCGCUUCGGAAAAUCGUGAGAUUCAGCGUAUUGCUUCAAGCAUCAACUUGGUCUUAACCGAGCUGUACGUUUCCUUCAAGCUCUUUAACAUGUUCUGUCAACGAAACCUGAUCACCAACUUGAUAGAUCAGCUCAACAAUGUCGAUUUCAAUCGGUCUACCCACAGAGAAGUUCUGGAACAUGCCAUCAAGUUAUCUAAGACUCUUUACUGGACGUUCUUCGUGUGCUGUAACUCGGAUGUAUUUAUUCACAUCCUGGUGGUGCCAAGUUUAAACAGAUUCCAAGCUUUGCCCGUCAACAUGGACCUCAUUUUUGUGGACGUUAAUGAGCCGCCAUAUUUUUACUACACUUGUUUUUACCAGAUUAUAUACAAACCACCGAUAGUAGUACUAUGUAUUGUGCUGCAAACAUUACCCUGGUCUUUGUUGUCAUUCGCAAUUGCUCAAUUGGAUAUUCUUAUUGACAACUUCAAGAAUAUGGAGACGCUUGUGAAGACGACCAUGGUUGAGAGGAAGGGCGGCAAAGAUGAUGCCUUCAGAGUUCUGUUUCACCGUUUUAUACUACACCACCGCGCUAUUAUAAGGUUUGUAACCACCGCAGAGAAAGCGUUUGGCGGUCAGUUUGCCUUGACUUUGUUAUUGAGCUCCUGUAUUAUUUGCACAACUGGCGUGCAGUUCCUUUCGAUUGAAUCCCCAUCCAAGGAUAUAAUCGCCGUGUGUUGGAUAGUGGCCUACAUGGUCAUUUUUGCCUUGAUGUUGUUUGGUGAUUGCUACUUUGGGAAUGUCAUUCACGAUAAGAGCACAGAAUUCGCGACGGUCGCGUACAGCAGCCCUUGGCUGGAGAUGCCUCAAGAUCUGAAGAAGAACCUGGUGCUCGUGAUAACCAGAGCCCAGAAGCCUCUGGCCUUGACUGCCUACAACCUCGUCACUGUAUCGCUACCCACCUUUACCACGGUAAUGAAUUUCACGUACAAAGCCUUCGCCGUUAUGAAUGGGAUGAAGUAA